Molecule: messenger RNA, 2718 nt
Organism: Bacidia gigantensis
Lineage: Eukaryota; Fungi; Ascomycota; Lecanoromycetes; Lecanorales; Ramalinaceae
Exons: 3
Coding region: 1-2718 (905 amino acids)
Biological process (GO): double-strand break repair via homologous recombination; reciprocal meiotic recombination
Cellular component (GO): nucleus
Molecular function (GO): DNA translocase activity; ATP-dependent chromatin remodeler activity; ATP binding
Source: RefSeq, a predicted model, not a curated record
AUGUUCGCCAAAUUUCGACCACCUCUAUUAAAAAAUAUCAAUGGACAUUUGCCAGAAGAAGAGCCGUGCGACAAACCUACUGGCCCAACGCCGAAACGACGAAAAAUCAAUAACGACCAUGAACCCCAAAGCGUUAGCCUUAAAAACCCCCGGCAAGACUUCAAGACUUUGCCUACGACCGCCCUACCCCGAGAGCCGCUCGUCGAAGACCAAAAUCGAAGUAACACCAUCAAAGUCGCGGGCCACCCAAACAGUGAAAGCGAGAGCUAUUAUAAUGUCUUGUGGCGUAAGCCCACAGCGAAGAAGCACAGGACAUGGAAUGGAGACGGCAUUCUUCAAGUUAAAGACGGGUGGGCAUAUUUUACAGAUGACACAGGACGAGAGAUGGGGAAAACAGUGUGCGAUCGACCAUUGUUGCCAGGAUCGUCGCUGUCCAUUGCAGGCAAAGAUGUUGAAAUUGACUCAAUUCUCCCAAAGAAAGAAUAUCUUGCAGGACGAUCAUGUCGUAGCAAGGUCAAUGCUGUGCCUCCGCCAAAGAAGACCGGACCGCCAAAACAAAAAUCUUUGCUAGAAAACAGGAAAGGGCAGAGUAGCCACGAGGAGACUGCUACGUCAUCUUCUAAAGAAGCCUCGCAUGUCAGCAUAAGAGUGCAGGAUUCAUUCCGUGCUCCGCUGCUCAAGAAUACAGUAUUGCCAAAGCAAAAGAGUCAAAAGCCCACACCUCGUCAUGAUAUCACGGCUGAGGGGGCUCUGGUCAUGAAGGCUGCAGAAGCGGCCCUCAUCGGACGAGAGUUAGUAGACGUCGUUGUCGACCCUCUACUGAGUCAAAAGCUUCGUGAACAUCAACGUGAGGGGGUCAAAUUUCUUUAUGAAUGUGUCAUGGGUUUGCGUGAUCCGAGCUUCCACGGGGCAAUCUUAGGCGAUGAAAUGGGGCUUGGAAAGACGCUGCAAACCAUUACGCUUCUAUGGACGUUGAUGAAGCAGAAUCCGGUAAACAGUGCCUCUCCAGUGAUCAAGAAGGCAUUGAUAGUAUGCCCAGUCACGCUAGUCAACAAUUGGCGCAAAGAAUUUCGUAAAUGGCUGGGCUUGGACCGCAUUGGUGUCUAUUUCUUCGAUGAUAGCAAGAAGCGAAUCACGGAUUUUACAAGAGGACGCGCCUAUCAGAUCAUGAUCGUUGGAUAUGAGAAGCUCAGAGCAGUCAUUGACGACCUCAAAAACGGUUGCGAAAUAGACAUCGUAAUUGCAGAUGAAGGGCACAGACUGAAGACCGCCAAAAACAAGAGUGCCCAAGCUAUCAAGUCACUGGAGACUCCAAGAAAGAUCAUACUCUCAGGGACACCGAUACAGAAUGACUUAAGUGAAUUCUUCAUGAUGUUUGACCUCAUAAACCCCGGACUGUUAGGCACCUUCAAGAACUUCACACGGCAGUACGAAGUGCCAAUCGUCAAAAGCCGACAGCCUGGAGCUUCAUCUGAGGAUAUUGAAAAAGGUGAGGCACGAAGCGAGGCACUAGUAAAUGAGACUAGCCCCUUCAUUCUUCGCCGAACAGCUGAUAUUUUGUCAAAAUAUCUGCCCGUGAAGACUGAGUAUGUCCUUAUGUGCCGCCCAACGGCAGCACAGGCUUCAGUAUAUCAGCACGUCCUUGCUUGUCCGGCUUUCCAAUCAGCUCUAGGGAGUUCGGAGGCAGCACUUCAGCUGAUCACCAUAUUGAAAAAGGUUUGUAAUAGUCCAUGGCUUCUUAAUGGUCAGCGUUCUGAGGACACGACCUCGCGUAAAAGCACUACGACGUCAGCGCUUCUGGACAGUGUCCCCUCGAGGCUUAUUCAAACCAAUCAGGGUAGCACCAAACUUCGAGCUCUCGAUAGGUUACUUUUCACAUUGAAGACUAACACGAACGAGAAAGUUGUUCUGGUAUCAAAUUACACGGCCACACUCCAAAUUCUUGAAUCCCUCCUUACUACACUUGGCUACCCAUACAGCCGUCUAGAUGGGUCCACGCCUUCAAACAAACGCCAGGGACUUGUAGAUGACUUCAAUCGAUCUGAUCCGUCAUUGUGCUUUGCAUUUCUUCUCUCCGCAAAAGCCGGCGGGCUCGGUCUAAAUUUGAUCGAAGCGAUCUUGCGUCAUCUAUCGCUUUUUAAUGGCGGGGGGAUUGAUGAAAAGAUAUGGCAGAGGCAGGUUACGAAGCUCGGUCUUGCCAGUAACAUUAUGGAUCAAAAGAACGAGUCCGCUAGCUUUUCCAAAGAGGAGCUGAAAGACCUCUUCAGACUGGACACGGGGCUGUCUUGCCAGACACAUGAUCUGCUAUGUUGUAAAUGUGAUGGACGCGGCGUACCUGAGCUUCCGACUGCAGAAGAGACAGACCUCAUGGACGAUAACAGAGGCACAGACAACAUCGAAGAAGACGAUGUUGACGAAGACUUGCCUGAUUGGCAUAAUCUGCCUACAUUAGUGCCGGCCAACAAAUUGAACAUAGAGGAACAAGAGCGGGAAAUCGACGAGAGAAGAAAAGCCACCAAGAAAUUCGGCAGAGCGGGAGCCAUGGUAGAUUCGCUGAUGUCCUACUCACAUAUCGAUACAUCCAGAUUCUCAAGUGAAGACAAUCAGGACAUGGAGGCAUUAAUUAGUGACGAAGUCUUGCUUAGAGUACUCAAGGACGAAGACAAUACCAUCCCAUUCGUCUUCGCGAAGACCUCAAGCACUAAAAAGGACGCCUAG